Messenger RNA from Rotaria sordida, 537 nucleotides. The record is from the annotation of a GenBank genome assembly. NCBI's taxonomy places the organism in Eukaryota, Metazoa, Rotifera, Eurotatoria, Philodinida, Philodinidae.
AUGAUUGAAAUAAGCUAUAUAUUAGAAAAACAAAAUUCUGAAUUAUUACCAUCAUUUAUUUCACAAUUCUAUCAAUCAAUACUUAUCCUUAAACAUUGGGCAUGGCAAUUAAUUAGUCAAAAUUCUGAUCAAUGGAUCAAAAACUCAAAUUAUGUAGAAUUAUUUCGUAUAUUUGCAUUAUUUAAUAAAAAUUUAGUUUUUAAUUAUGAAGAUAUUGAAAUUAAUAUGAAAGGUUCAUUACUUUUUCCUGAAACAAUUAAAUGUAUUAAUACUAUAUUCGAAAGAUUUGAAAAAAUAAAUAAUGAAAAUAAUUCAUUUAUUAGCAUAAUUAGUCAAUGGUAUGAUAAUCUCUCUAGUUUCUCAAAUGUCCAUCCUGAAUUUGAAAUAUCCACUAUUAUCAUUCAUAUCAAUCAUUAUAUAGCACGUAAUUAUGUUAUGACUGAUCAAUAUAAAUUCUAUUUAAAUCAACUUCGUCAAUCACCAUUGAUAUUUACUGCUAAACAAUUAUUUUAUAUUAAAACAUGUCCAUUUCUUUAG